Molecule: messenger RNA, 956 nt
Organism: Microdochium trichocladiopsis
Lineage: Eukaryota; Fungi; Ascomycota; Sordariomycetes; Xylariales; Microdochiaceae
Exons: 5
Coding region: 1-471 (156 amino acids)
Source: RefSeq, a predicted model, not a curated record
AUGGAGCUUCUGAUGCGAUGCGAAGCUCUUAGAGCAGAUCGGGCAUUCAUUGAGGCCCUGCACCAUCGUGUCGAAAGCUCGAUGGCCGAAGUGUUGCCUGUGACACGUGCGCGAUCGCGACGAGCCAAUGGGUCGCAGCUGCAAGAGCGCCCGCCAAGUUUGCGGUCUACGGUCGACUUCGACUCCAUGUGCGAGAGUUGUGCUCCAAACUUUAGAGGCCAGUCGGCCAGCACGAUUCUCUGUGCCUAUGUAUCGACACUCACCAAGUCGACACCACGUGGUGGGAACGUACUCUUGUUGUCCAAUUUCGCCAUGCAUUAUUUUAUUGGCCGCGCAACGUCCAUUGCCGCUCUUGUCAGACAGACCAACGCAUCAUGUUCAACGCACACCUCUUGCGUCUUCGAUGGCCCGGUUCACUCACACUCUCCUGAUCAGAGCGGAUAUGGUGUAUUUGGUGCCAAACUCGAAUGAACCCGUUGUGAUCAUGACUAAGACUAAUCAAUCAGUGCACUGAGAGAGAAAUCGGGAAGUCUUAUACAGCCAUUCCGACAAUGCCAUCAUUAACACCAAGGCCGGAUCGUCGAUCGCGAAACAACAGAGUUCUGACGACACCGCAAUAACCGUACGGUAUCUGGCCAACUUUGCCUGGAACUCUGCCAGGUUGUGCCGUGAGCCUAGGGUCUCUCGGACAUCAGCCAACAAAGGUCCAGACCAUCGGUGCCCAGUCAGACAACCAAGACCUUUCAUGAUGCCCGGCAUUUUGUGUACGUCUGAUUUGAUUGAAUCAGACUACUUGUGCUUUCGAGAGCGGCAAAUGUCUCAGGGAGUGCGGGGGUCUGCAUAUCAGCCCUCGGCGUUUGACUGUUGAAAGCAGUCAGCUGCGGCGGCAAGUUACGCCACGCCACGUCGAGAAGGAAGAUGACAGAAAUCAGUAGCUCUUGAAGAACUGAUUGAUU